Molecule: messenger RNA, 626 nt
Organism: Pyrus x bretschneideri (Chinese white pear)
Lineage: Eukaryota; Viridiplantae; Streptophyta; Magnoliopsida; Rosales; Rosaceae
Product: sulfiredoxin, chloroplastic/mitochondrial
Exons: 5
Coding region: 51-437 (128 amino acids)
Biological process (GO): cellular response to oxidative stress
Cellular component (GO): cytoplasm
Molecular function (GO): sulfiredoxin activity
Source: RefSeq, a predicted model, not a curated record
AAAAAAGAUAGAGGCUUUAUUUGCAAAAGGGUGCAGAGAUUGCAGAAAAAAUGGCUCACUUUGUUAUGCAAGUUCCAAACAGCUUGAGAAGCUUCACUGUUUCUGCUUCUCUUUCAUCCAAUGGGUCUACUCCCUUGAGUUCUGGGGGGAGCAGUGGAGGUGGUGGUGGGCCAGUGAUACUGGAGCUUCCUCUGGAUAAGAUAAGGCGGCCAUUGAUGAGAACCAGAAGUAACGAUCCAAACAAGGUUCAAGAGCUCAUGGAUAGCAUCCAAGAAAUUGGUCUUCAAGUACCUAUUGAUGUGCUUGAGGUCGAUGGAGUUUAUUAUGGUUUCUCUGGUUGUCAUCGCUACGAGGCUCACCAGCGCCUUGGGCUCCCCACAAUACGUUGCAAAAUUAGACGUGGAACAAAAGAAACUCUCAGGCAUCACCUCCGCUGACUCUCUGUGGGUAGUCUGUCGGAGUGAAUUUGCAGCAUUUACCAAGUUAAUCAGCUAUGGCAUCGAUUAUCUUGUGCCUCCACUUGUUUAUACAAAAUCUUGUCAAUAAUAUGUAUUGUUUACAAGGUUUACUCUUUGUGGAAGCUGCUGUUAUCCAUAAUGUCAAUGCAAAUCUUUGUUGCUUGGUUC